Molecule: messenger RNA, 1835 nt
Organism: Humulus lupulus (European hop)
Lineage: Eukaryota; Viridiplantae; Streptophyta; Magnoliopsida; Rosales; Cannabaceae
Exons: 2
Coding region: 136-1680 (514 amino acids)
Source: RefSeq, a predicted model, not a curated record
AUAAACCACACACUGCCCAAACUCGAUCAGUUCUAUUAUUUCCUUCGUAUAUAUAUAUGAUCAUAUUAUAUAUAUAUAUAUAUAUAUAUAUAUAUAUAGCCAAGUCUAGUUGCUCUACUUCGUCCAGAUAUUAUUAUGGCUAAUGAAGAUCCUGGAGAGGAGUCUGGUCAUACCACUGAUGAUCAUAUCAGAAUAGACAUAAGGCAUUGGGAAUCUGAAUUUUCUGGUCUGAUCAUUUACAGAAUUCCCAGAAAGCUUCGCAAGGUAAACCAAUCUGCUUACACUCCUCAACUUGUUUCCAUUGGUCCUUUUCACUAUGGCAAUGGCCUUUUGAGUGAAAUGGAAACUGUCAAAUCCGAAUAUUAUUAUCCCAGUUUUCUUAAACGUUUUGACAAAAAAAUCAAAGAGGAUGAUCUCAAAAAGGUCAUAAAAGAUUGCUCUGACAACCUACGCCAUAGUUAUGAAGGGAUCCCAGCUAAGUUGUUAGGGGAUGAUGAUGAUUACAAACUGUUCGAGGAAAUGAUUCUCAGAGAUGCUUGCUUCAUACUUGAGCUUUUUCUGAGGAAUGUUAGUGACAGCGAGCAAGAGCGUAAGAGGGAUUGUAUCUUAAGAAUUCCAUGGUUGAGGAAAGCUAUCAAGCUUGACUUGAUUUUACUUGAGAACCAAAUUCCUUUUUUUGUUCUAGAAAAAGUCUAUCAAGUUGUCAAAGAACACCUCCCUCCUGUCAGAAUUCCCAGUUCAAAGUCCAGCUGUUUCAGCUCUAAUUGCGAUUCUGUGGAUCCACAUAUGAUGUCAUCAUGCCGCUGUUUCUUUGGUGGUACCUCUUUAACUUGCUGCCAAGUUGAAAAAUCAAGCCCCCAAAAAGCGGCUGAUCAUGUUGAUCAAGGAGGUGUCUGUACAAAUCUUUGUAAUGAUACCCUUCUGAAACUCACUCUUUAUUUCUUUGAAGAGCAUUACUUGACUGAAACCUGCGGAAGGGUAAAAGUUCAGGACAUCGGAGAUAUCAAACACUUCACUGAUUUGAUCAGAGAGUUUUGGCUUCCGAGGAAAAUCAUGGAGAACAUGAAACCAGGAGGCGCAGAAAGCAUAACAGAGAGGAAGUACCUCUACUCGGCGACAAAGCUUGAUACAGCCGGUGUGACUUUUGAGCCUGCGCGCAAAGGAACAUGCUUAAGUGAUGUGAAGAUCUCUAAGAAGAAGAUUAUUCUCAAGUUCAUACCAAUCAUAAAGGGUAUGCGGCUGAAGCUUCCCGAGUUGAAGUUAGAGAAUGACACAGAGAGUCUGCUGAGAAAUGUGAUGGCCUUGGAGCAGUGUCUUUACCCUGAUGAGGACUACAUAUGUGGCUAUGUGGCUCUCAUGGAUCAACUCAUAAACACUGGUGGAGAUGUUGAGUUUCUUGUGGACAAGAAGAUUCUGACCAACUUGCUUGGGAGUCACAAGGAAGCAGCCAAGUUGAUCAACGGUCUUUGCAAUCAGAUUCCCCGGGAGAAGUCUUACUAUGCUAGAUUUUACAAUGAACUCAAUACGUUUUAUGAGAAUCGUUGGAAUGUUACCAGAGCAACUCUGAAAAAGGUUUACUUUAAGGAUCUUUGGACUGGUAGUUCUACCGUUGUUGGACUUUUUGUGUUGCUUUUUACAGUCUCUGCUACACUUAAGAAUGUCUACUUUAGACAUCUCUAAUAACAGCAUAUAUGUUAAUACUACUUUGGCAUAUGAUUGUUAGAGAUCACUUCUGCAAUGAUCCACUCAAAAUAAGGGUGUGACUUUUAAUUAUUUGUAUAAUAUUAGUAAGUACUUUGCAAUAAAAUGAAAUGAAUGUAGUUGUUAGCAUGAAA